Molecule: messenger RNA, 4017 nt
Organism: Stylophora pistillata
Lineage: Eukaryota; Metazoa; Cnidaria; Anthozoa; Scleractinia; Pocilloporidae
Product: TBC1 domain family member 12
Biological process (GO): regulation of GTPase activity
Molecular function (GO): small GTPase binding; GTPase activator activity
Source: RefSeq, a predicted model, not a curated record
ACCCAACAUGGCGGGUGAUUCUAGAUACGAUGUCACACUGCGGUACCGCUAAUUUUAACCCGGCCAAAAGUUAUCACCUGGUAUCCUGAGGAUAAAGAGAACAGUUGCAGCUUAAUCAGAGAUGUAACUGUUUUCGGAGUGGCAGAGGAGAACGGAAGUUGAAAGAUAAUGGAUAUUCGUCGGAAUUGAAUUUGACUCGCGCGUAAGGUGUUUUGUGCCCGAAAAACUCAUAAUAGGAAUAUUUGUUGAGCGAAAAUGUUGAGUUCGGUGAAGAAUUAUGCUGUUAUCUCUGAACACGUAACGGAGGGUUCAAAUAGAUUAGAGGAAGAUCACAAUGGAUCUGAUGACACGAACUGCAAUGAAUCUUUAUUGACAGACCAGCCCUUGUCGGAUGAUGAACAGUCUCAUAACGCCAAAGUUGUUUGUUCUGAGGUCCCGACAGAAUUUUCUUCAGAAACUGAGGAAAUAGUACGGCAAGACUGCGAGAAAACAAAGCGUGAUGCUAGCGUGGAAGAAGAGUUAGAACACAACAAAGUAAAGCAAGAGAGUGUCAGAUCUUCGGAAGAAGUACGCGAAUUAUCGACUAAUCCUGAUACAUGUACAUUUCCUCGUGGUGAAGAAGCGAGCCAAGAUCGUUCUGUAGUAAACAGUUCUUCAGAAAAUCUCCUUGGUUCCAAUCACCACAGGGAACCUUCAGUUGAGGAAAGUGAUGAAGUUUUUCCCCUCGUCAGACAGAAAGCUAAUUCUUCAGACGAUCUUCUAGAUAAGAAUUUUGUAAAAUGGACAAAUGGGAAGAACUCCUACAGGAGUACAAACUUAGAAAAAGAUGGUGCUCUAUCGUCAGAGUCACCAAGUAGUGAUGUGGAAUUCAGUGCGUGUUCGUCAGUUACUAGUUGUACUGAGGAUAGUGGAAUUAGCUCUACCGUAAGAGACGAAGAACUGGAAGAGAUCCCACUCAAUAACUCUCAAUAUAGCCCCGACCUGUACAAGCAGAUAUCCAGAUUUGCCAUAGACGAAACAGUGGCAGCCUGGAUUCCGAAAUCCUCCAAUACUUACGCUCCUAGUCCAAGUUCAAGUAUGAAGACAGUUCCUGUUACAGAUCAAGAAAAGUCACAAAAGCAGGGCAAACUAAAAGGUCUGUUCUCAAAGUCAACUCAAAAGGAACUUGUUCCUGGUUGGAAGUUAUUUGGGAAGAUUCCUGCUAAGGAUGCAAGAGAUAACAGCAAAGAUUCUCAUAUCCAGUCAUCAUCAUUUGACAGAGGAGAUUUGAAGCGCAGGUCUUUUGGUGAUAAGCCUUCAUCAACUGGUCCAACCUCCAAAUCCAAGUUUCUUUCAAUUAGGAAGAAGGUGACAACAGGCAGCUCAACCACUGCUCUUAUUUUUGAAAACAGACCCAGUAACCUUCCAGCCAAGUCACCCACAGAGGAGAAAAAGCACAGAAGGCAAUAUGAGGCCAUGGUGGCUGAAGCAAAGAAAAAAGAACUGAAAGAUUUAAAGCUGCAAGAGAAAAGACUUAAAGAAAAAUGUAAACAGGAAGAUGGAAUUGUCUCUGCUGCUUCUGUUUGGACAAGCGAAAUAUUGCCCAACUGGGAAACAAUGCAGCAUGCAAAGAAAACAAGAGAACUUUGGUGGCUGGGCCUCCCACCAAGUGUGCGUGGAAAAGUCUGGAAGCUUGCUAUUGGAAAUGAUUUACACAUUACUCAAGAAUUAUUUGACAUAUUUCAGUCCCAUGCAUAUGAAAAACUAUUCACAACACGCCUCAACAAGCAGAAAAACAUUACACAGACAGUUGCAGAGCUGCCAGCCAGUGACCAUCCAGUUGUCAGUAAGGCUCACACAGUAGAACUUAUUGUCAUGGAUGUUUCACGCACAUUUCCAUCGCUUUGUAUUUUUCAAGAGGGUGGCCCAUUCCAUGAUGUUCUGCACAGUAUUUUAGGAGCAUACACAUGCUAUCGACCUGAUGUUGGAUAUGUUCAGGGAAUGUCCUUUCUUGCAGCAGUUUUAUUGCUAAAUAUGGAACCUUCUGAUGCAUUCAUUUGUUUUGCAAACCUUCUCAAUAAACCUUGUCAACUUGCAUUCUUUAGAGUGGAUCACCCAAUGAUGGUAGCUUACUUUGCAGCAUUUCAAAUAUUUUUGGAAGAGUUCCUACCCUCAGUUCAUGCACAUUUUAUUGAAGAAAACUUCACUCCAGACAUGUACUUAAUUGACUGGACAUUCACAUUAUUUAGCAAGUCAUUACCACUGGACAUAGCUUCCAGAGUAUGGGAUGUGUUCUGCAGAGAUGGAGAAGAAUUCCUUUUCAGGGCUGCACUGGGAAUAUUGAAAUUUUACCAAGAUGAAUUACUUGACAUGGAUUUCAUUCGCCUUGGCCAGUUUCUCUCAAAGUUACCAGAUGAUAUUCCUGCAGGACCUCUUUUCCAAGCCAUUGCCUCAAUUAAUUUAGUGGAACAGAAAUUUAGUCAGACACUUGCAGUGCAAAAGGAGGUUGCAGCCCAAAUAAAAAGUGUCACAUCAUCCACUAAAUGAACAACCAGUAUUGUUGAUGGAAAUUUAAUAUUGUACUCCAGUACAACAGUUUUUGGUUCAAAUUACACGACUUUAUCAACUGGCUCAUCACUCAUUGUUGUUUAGGCUGGCACAAAAAAAAUUGUCAGCUGUCAAUCCAUUUUGUAGAAGACAAUAUUGUUUGAUGUCUUUACCAAGUAUGUCUAAACUUGACAAACGUCAUGCAUCAACAUAAGUGGGCAAACCAGACUAGUAGGCCCACAGUCAACUUUGUAAAGGCUUUCCGACUCUCUCACACAAUUUUUCCACCAAAAACUUUAAAUUCUGGAAACAAUAUGUACAGCACAUAGUAUACCACAAUUUUUAGACUUAAUAGGAAGACUGAGAAAUUUGAGGGGAGACUUGGGAGUUCAAUAGGCGGUGUCACACUCCUCUGUUGGGUCUUGAAAUUACUGCAGAUUUUCUGAUAAUUCUUUUCAGGUUUUUGUGAGGAAAGACCGGCUUGAUUUGAUAAUGUAACAUACUUUUCUUGAAAUUAAAAUUGGUGUAAUUUGGCAAAUAGUUUUAUCACAAAUAGAUAAGUAUACAUUAAGUUAACCACAUGUAGUACCUAAAAUUUUAGGUUGAACAUGGCUGCCACCCUCCCCUCCUUGAGAAUAAAAUAUCUGAACAUUUCCUUCCUUUCCAUAUGGUUAAAGAGAUAUUAUCAAGAGAAGAAUCCUAUUUAACUUAAAUGAAGAAUUUGUUUUGCUUUGUUGUAACUAGAACCAGAUAGAGUUAAUGAGAACUAUACAUAAUUAUUCUUGUUAGCAUUACUAGUUGGAGUAACAAACAUUCCUAGUUACAGACAAAAAGGAGAACAAAGGUAGCUUCAUUGGGAAUGACCUGUCAAAAGUGUAAGAUAAAUACCAGUUUAAACGAAUCAAAUCUGUAACAAUAAAUUUCUUUUAAUUAAAGUAUCAUACCUGAUUCACCAGAAUGAAAUAUCAUUCCUAAUGCUAAAUGACUUUUGCAGAUGAGAUAUAGUACCAUUCAUUCACUAUAUUUUUGUAUGAUUCAGAGCUAUAAAAUAAUGUCAUAAUAGUUAGGAUGUAAUGUUAAUGGUAGCAGAGUAUAUAGUAGUCUGACGAAGUCUCCAAUUUCAUUUGCUCAGGAGUAUAGUAUGUAGCCAUGAUGAUAACUUAGUUGAGGGUGGUUUUGUUAUCUAAUUUUAAAUAACUUUCAGUGAUCUCAGGCUGUGAAUUUUCAGUGAUAACUGCAAUACUUAGAAAGCCAUAUGCAAGCCACAAACUUUAAUUUCAAGCCUUAGAUGGCAGGUGGUUCAUCUUCCCUGACAGCAUCUGUCACUAAGGGUAACUAGUUAUGAACAUCAGCUAGAAGCUUACAUAUUAUAGGGAAAAUUUUAGUAACAUCUGUCAUGAUUUAUAAGGAUUAUGAAUAAAACAUGGGAAAAUAAUGUAUAAGUUAUGUGAAUACUACAGUUCUAAAUAAAAGUUUGUAAGAGAAAUUUUA